Messenger RNA from Ornithodoros turicata, 3887 nucleotides. RefSeq names its product zinc finger protein 341-like. The coding region runs from base 79 to 2295 and encodes 738 amino acids. NCBI's taxonomy places the organism in Eukaryota, Metazoa, Arthropoda, Arachnida, Ixodida, Argasidae. Gene Ontology annotation, cellular component: nucleus. Gene Ontology annotation, molecular function: DNA-binding transcription factor activity, RNA polymerase II-specific. Gene Ontology annotation, biological process: regulation of transcription by RNA polymerase II. The record is from RefSeq and is a predicted model, not a curated record. The transcript is spliced from 11 exons.
AGUAUUGAUCCAUCAUGGCGUCAAUUUAGGCGUCCAGAGGCCAUCUUGCGGGGAAUUCGGUGCUUCCUUCGUUAUUUAAUGGCUCACUUUUUAAUUGAUGCCUUAACUGGGAAUGUCCUGGAUGCACAGGCAGUGUUAGCAGUGCAGCAACUCUUUGAUGCAAAUCAGGGAGUUAACAAUGAUAGAGUGGGUGAAGUGGAGGUGCCUCAAGAACAGGGGGCAGACGAUGACGACACGUUUCAGUGCGGGAAGUGUAAAUGCAAGUUCACUACACUUCCGGAUUUUUUUGCCCACAAAAAGGAACCGUGCUCAGGGCGUGUGUCUACCUCACUUUGUGAUCCUGCAACAGCACCUGCUCUCUCUAUAGACCGUCUGUCUGUUUCACAGGUAUGCCAGUUGCAGGCAGCAUUGGCUUCCAAGUCGCAAGUCAUACUGAGCGAGGCAGAACUGCUAGCACUAUCUAGUCCACUGGAAGGGCCAUUAGAUUUGCAGGCUGCAGCAAGCACAGAGGGUCCUAUAGUUCUCACUCGUUCUCCAAGCCUUGUUCAAGAUGCCGCUGUUGUUGUGCCACACCAAAACACAGCUUGCCCACCCGUUACACUUUCAGGGCUCACUGAGCCAAUCCAGUCACCAACUUCUGCCAGACAUCACCAUGAAACGGAAUGUCUGGUGCGUAAAAUUGCCCUGACAAAGACUCCAAGUGUCUCCUCAGAGAAGGAAGUUGAGUUUGUGGUCGGCGAUGUGGAACAAGCAGCAAUGACAGCUACAAUGCCAGACCAUUAUGAAGCUGUGCAAGAAGUUGAAGGGUGUGACACAGCCAGUAGUAAGAGCUGUAGGCAAAAUCAGAACAUGCCAGAGAGUUCUCAACAGAAAAAGGCCAAGAAUGAAACUUGUCCGUUCUGUGCGAAAGGGUUUAGCAAGAAUUUUGACUUACAACAGCAUAUUCGGUCACACACCGGUGACAAACCAUUUCAGUGUGUCAUCUGUGGACGAGCGUUUGCUCAGAAGUCUAACGUAAAGAAGCAUAUGCAGACUCACAAGGUUUGGCCAAAUGGCUUGUCACAAACUCUGCCACCACAGCUGGUGGUAGAGAGCUUCAUGAUUCCGGAAGGAACUUCUGAGUCUAAAGAACCAAGCACUGGAAUUAAAGAUAACAGAACAAAAGCCCUUGUACUAGACAAUACUUACAUCUGUCAUUACUGCCCUUAUGUUGGAAAAUCGUACUGUGAACUCAAGACCCACAUGAAGCAGCAUAGACAUGAAAAGGUGUUCAAAUGUAUAGUGGGGAAGUGCGGACAGAUGUUUAACGAUUUGGAGUCUUUCUUAGCGCAUGCUAAAAUUCAUGAGAAUGAGAUGGUGUAUCAUUGUCAACUAUGUCCAAAAACAAUGGCUUCACUAUACGACCUAAGUGUGCACCAGUUUACACAUAGCCUCUACGCUUCAAAUGCUGGUGCUAGCUCGACAUCACGGGUUCAUCGCUGCAGCCACUGCUUGAAUAAGUAUGCAACAGCAGAAGCACUGGCACAUCAUGAGGCAACAUGCACUCAUAACUAUCCUUGUCCUGUGUGUACGAAAGUGUUCCCUUGUGAGCGAUAUUUACGGCGGCACCUGCUAAUUCAUAGAGAUGCCAGUCCACAUGUCUGUCCUGUCUGCAAAAAGGCCUUUAAAACUGAACAUUACCUCAAGGUUCAUUCGGUCAUCCACACUAAUGAGAAGCCAUUCCUAUGUUCACAGUGUGGUGCUACAUUCAACCGCCAGGACAAGCUCAAGAGACAUAUGCUUGUGCAUGAUACAGUGAAGCGGUUCAAGUGCCCAUAUGCAGCAGCACUAGGCUGUCAGAUGGAGUUUAAUCGUGCUGACAAGCUGAAAGCCCACCUCUUCACACACUCUGGCAUCAAGCCAUAUGCAUGCAGAACUUGUGGGCGAUGUUUUGCCCAGAAAACACGUCUGAAAAACCAUGAACGUCUGCAUUCCAGUGCACCAUUUCAAUGUAGCACCUGUCAGCAAGCAUUUGUAUCUCAAAAGGCCUUAGAUGAGCAUAACUGCCGAAAGCGUGUUGCUCACACGUGUCGUGGUCGUGGCAGAAAAUGGUCCGCAUCUAGAUGUGCCAUGUGCAAGCCAACACUGCUUUCAAAAGCGUGUGAUCAAGCUGCCAUACCUGACGAAGGACUCACUGAUGUCCAAACUGCACACAUAGAAAUUAUCUCAACCACAGGGGAUAUUGGUGUAGGAAAGGUGUCAAUAACUUAUCCAGAUAUACAACCAACCUCUGAACCGGGUAAACAGGAUGAAUAGUGCAUCAAGAUGCUAGUCAAAAGCAACCCAAGCUGAUCUGCAGCAGCAUUGAAAUUUUCACUGACCUGAAGUAUAUUAGACAAAAGUGUUUUCUAGCAGUAUAAAGUUCUGCUUUUGUUUUUCUUAUGUGCAGUCAACAGUACUUUAUUGCACAGUACCUUUGCCACUUUAUGAGAGUGCAUAAAAGCACUUUUUUUUCAUUAGAAUAUGGAAAGGGCCUGACUUUUUCUGGUUAUAUUUUUCAGCAGCGUCAGGGGGAGGGGGGAAUAUCGGGUCAUAAUUUGCUUCAAUAAAGGUGUAAUCGGGUUGUACUGAACCUGAUUCAACCCAAUUGUUGUUGAACGGAUUGAAUUAGAUGUAAAUCUUUGGUUUACUCGGCCUAGUACACAUGACACUCCAGUAGACACAGAUUAUCAAUAUUUAGUCCAUGCAUCUAAGAGGCAGCGGGAUCUCUGUUUUGACAGUUUGUAUGAGAAUAUUUAUGCAUUUACAACACAGUUUCCAAAGUUCUGUGUUAGUUGUGAUGACUUCGGAUCCCACUGGUCCAAGUUUUCAAGCAAAAACCCUGUUUUUGCUGAUUUGAAUCUGAAGGUAAAUAUCGGGUGUAAUUGGGUACAACCCUAAAAUGUCAGGCCCUUAAUAUGGAGAAUUGCACUCCAAAACUUGCUUUGUCACGCAUACCUUUUUCUGCGGGAAAUUUGAAUAUGCAUUGUAUAUCCCUUAAUUAGUGAUAUGUUUCUUGCAGACAACUUAUAAUAAAGAAAGAAAAAAUAAAUUUCCUAGGCAAUUAAUGUAUGACAACUGCAUACUGCAUUUGUUUCUUUGUAAUCUUUUAAAAAUGGGAAAAGACCACAAUGAGUGUGGUUCACGGAGAUCAAAUAAAUUUUUGUCUGGCUGUUGCACUCUAGGCGUGUGAGUAUGCAGCCUAGCUACGACCCUGUAGUAUACUGCUGUGCUAGUUUUUGUUGUUCCUUUUCACUGAUCAUGAAGCACUGUUUUUUUCGCCAUCACCAGGGGCAAUACUCUACCCCAUUGCUGAUGGUGAUGUGGGGAAUUAAAUAUUUUUUUCCAAGCAAAUGCAUAUUAAAAUAUCCAAAGAAGGGUUUGUGGCCAAUGCUGCUAAUCUCUGUGCUAGUAAAGGUUUUCUAUUCCACAUUAUCAAAAUGCCCUUGCUGCUCUGGUUGACAGGUGAAUUUAGCUAGAACCACCAUUUUGUACUUUUUUGGGCGACGAAAAAAUGAAGGACAUCACUGUUGAAAAAGGAGGAAAGGAAGCUUUGCCCAUAAGAAGAAAGUGGGAGAACGCCAACAGAAUGCUGUUUUCCCUGCUCUUUCUGCUUUCUUAAACUGAUUUCUAAUUGUGAAGGGUGCACUAGGUUGGACUGAUUCUGGGCUUCAACUGAGAAAAAUAGUUAAGCUGAAGUUGUAAGGAAAACAGCCCGAGUGGUGGCAGAAAUUGAGUGCAAUCAGUUCCUGCUGACUGUCAAAUAUAGCAUGUUGUGAUGGUGCUAGCAAAACGCAGUGUGCAACAGGAUUGCCAUUUGAAAUUAUAUUCUUAACACAAACCUUUAUAUAUUUGGAGAUACAGUCAAA